AUGAAGGCGUCUAUCAAGUUCCGCGACGACGACCGGCCGCUGAUGCGGGCCAAGGUGCCGAUCGGCGUGCUCGGGCUGCCGUUCCAGUCCGGCCUCUCCGCUGGCGGCGAUCCCCGGGAGCUCCGCUUCGAUCUCUCCACCGCUUUUGCCUCCGGGCCAGCUCUCCGCUUAUCGUAUCGCCCCAACGACCCUGGUCUCCCCUUCGCCAUCUCCAUCCGCGCCGGUGCCGGAGCCCUCGGCUCCCCUGUCCGGGCCCCCUUCUUCCUCGCCGCCGAGUUCAACCUCCUCUCUGCCAACUCUGGAUCUCCUGGCUUCUUCCUCCUCCUCAAGCCCCGCCUUGGCGAUUUCUCACUUUCCCACACGCUCCGGUCGUCCACGUCUCCUCCGCCCCGUACGGUCGGGGUGGUCUCCGACGGCGAAGGGCGCGACCGCGAGGACGAGCUGAGCUACAAGGCGUUCUCGUUGAGCGGGAGCGGGUUCGCGGCGGACGUUGCCGCGGCGGGGAGGAGCGGCGGCGUCGGCGCGCUGCUGUCCGGGAUGCGGUUGACCACGAGGAGCGUGCUCCCGCUCUGGGGCAGGGCGAGCAUGCGGUUCAACUGGGGGAUCCGCGCGCCACCGGGGCUGCAGGCAGCGUUCGCCGACGACCGCAAGGACGCGCGCGUGCCCGUCUGCAAGAUGCCGCUGCUGGUCAUCAACAAGAUCUCCAUCGAGCAGGCGCCACACGCCGACAAGAAGAAAGACAGCAAAGCAGAUGUAGAUGUCUCGCUGCCUGCCAUCGACGCCACGGACGCGUUGGAUAGAGCGGGUCACGCCGCCGACGGCGAGGGGUUCUCACUGAUGAGGCGGCAACUGGAGGCGAUGAACGCGGAGAGCGGGAUGCUCCGCCGCGCCGUGGACGAGCUGCGCACCGAGAUCGGGCGCGGCAGGGCCGCGUCCGUGGCAGCGGUAGGGAGGCCGCCGCCACAGCCGCAUCACGGGUUCUCGGUGAAGCCGGAUCGUCGGGGCGGUGGGAAGGAGCCAGCGGCGGAGAACUCAGCGAUGCCAGCGCCGGACGAGGUGGGGGAGGAGUUGAAGAGGGCACUGGAGGCGCGCCGGAGAUGA
Triticum turgidum subsp. durum (durum wheat) is the source of this 1101-nucleotide messenger RNA. Lineage: Eukaryota; Viridiplantae; Streptophyta; Magnoliopsida; Poales; Poaceae. The record is from the annotation of a GenBank genome assembly.